Helicoverpa zea (corn earworm) is the source of this 3679-nucleotide messenger RNA. RefSeq names its product prostatic acid phosphatase-like. Gene Ontology annotation, biological process: dephosphorylation. Gene Ontology annotation, molecular function: phosphatase activity. The record is from RefSeq and is a predicted model, not a curated record. The coding region runs from base 57 to 1292 and encodes 411 amino acids. The transcript has 7 exons. NCBI's taxonomy places the organism in Eukaryota, Metazoa, Arthropoda, Insecta, Lepidoptera, Noctuidae.
UGACAGUUGUGUUGUCGGGAGAGAACCUUUCACAUCCAUUGAAGUGGAUAGCAUUUAUGUACUCAAUAAUACGGGACUCAGUGCCGAUGGAGUACGAUAACGACGAGAAUACUUGGCGGAGGCCGUCGACGCCGAAGGUGGAGCGCUCAGCGUGUCACCAGAUCCCCAAGAGGUCCACAACCGUGGCUGUGGUAGUGCUAGGGUUGGCAGUACUGAGCUGUCUGCUGGGCUACUGUGUGCUCAGCGAAACCCUGCCAUAUGAAUCUAAGACACUGCGCCUUGUUAUUAUUUUUUUCCGACAUGGUGCCAGGACUCCAGUGCAGCCUUACAACAGUGACCCAUACAAGAACUAUCAAUGGCCCGAUGGUCUUGGUGGACUCACUAAUGCUGGCAAGCUUCAACUGUAUGAAUUAGGCAAAAAGUACAGAAGUUACUAUGCCAACUUCAUACCUGAAGAGUACUGUGAGAAGGAUGUAUUUAUACGCAGCAGCGACAAGUCUCGUUGUCUCAUGAGCGCCUACACAUUCCUGGCGGGACUGUACCCUCCCACGGAGAGGCAGAUGUGGCACCCUGAGCUGCCGUGGCAGCCUAUACCCGUGCAUUCACUACCCAAGAAACUGGACAAUAUAGUUGCUGCAACAAAACCCUGUAAAAUAUGGAAAGCAAUGUAUGAGGAGAAACUGGCUGAAAAGAAUGAAGAUCCAAAGUUUGCCGAACUCUUUGAUUACUUGAGUAGACACACUAACCAGAGUAUGCGCAGUGUGUUGCCUGUAGACUUUCUAUACAGUACUCUCUUAGCUGAGCAAGAUGCAGGCUUGAAGCUUCCAGAAUGGACGAGAACAGUGUUUCCCAGCAAAAUGCGGACACCAUUCAUGCUGAGUUUGGCUCUACUGUCUUAUAAUGAGACGAUGCAGAGGCUAAAAGUUGGUCCACUUCUAAAAGAAAUGAAGCAGUAUCUAGAUGAAACAGUUCGACACGAGAACGUGGACCGCUCUCUUUACGUGUAUUCUGGUCAUGACGUCAAUGUGGUGUCGCUUUGGCGCGCCUUCGGGUUCAAUGACCUGCUGGAGCCGGAGUACGGAGCUAGCAUCGUGAUCGAACUACACGAGGAUAUUGAGCAGGAGUCAUUCUUUGUUAAGACAUUCUACCGCAACAACACGAAAGUGGAAGUUCCUUUGGAACUGAAGUUACCAUUCUGCGAUGAUCCCUGUACUUACACACAAUUCAAUCACCACAUCAGUAAGUUUGUACCGGACGACUGGGAGACCGAGUGUGGUAAUGUAGACAAGUAAAUAUUACACGUAAGGACAAAGCCAACAAUUAAAGGCCAGUCCCAAUAUUCUAUCUAUUGUUCUGCUUGGUAAAGAUAAAUUUCUAUCUUUACAUACUUAUACGAGGCUAACAUCAAAAUUAUAUCUCUAGUUAGCAAAUAAAAAGAUUAAUUGGAUAUUGGGACCGGCCAUAAGUGAAGCAUUAUAAACGUGCGUAUGUUUUCGUAAGAUUGGUAAGCCCCAAAGUCGUGGGAACGAAGUCUUAAGACGGUCUGUGACCAUGACCAAUUAGUCUCAAGUGGCUAAUUUCAUUACUACAUCCUUGGUUGAUAUUAAUUACUUGGUAACACUGACACUGAUCCUGCAGGUACUGUACAAAACUGUGUCAUUGUAUACUCGGUUUAGAGGUCAAAGGUAAUAUGUUAUUUUUUUUUUAAUUUAUAUACAAAUAGAUCUGCCAGGAAAGUAUGUAUUUAGAUAAAUAUUAUUUUUUCAAAUACAUAUUUAUGUUUAGUAGCAAUGCCAUUAGAUAUUAUAUAAUUUGCCAAAAUUUUAAUACAGGUACUUAAUGGUCAUUAGUUAAUUUUUAAUUGGUCACAAUUUCGUAAUCACAGACUUAUUUUUGUAAGACUCAAAUGCAUUAGGUUUAAUAUUUACGAAUGCCAAAAUUGAGGCUGAAGAGUUGUUAUAAGUAUGACGAAUAGAUGUUUUAUGUAUAGUAUAAGCCUAUAUACUUUAUUAGGCACUUAAACCAAUAUGCACUAUACAAAAUGGUCACCAUCACAACAAUAUUUCAAUUGUCUUCAAUAAAUAAAUCACGAGGGGUAAUUUAUAUUGAGCACAAGUCCAAUAGAGCAUUUCCAAUACUUAUAGAGGACAUGUAUUAAUCGUUUACAAUUGUUAUGAACUAUUAGAGUAUUGAUGUAACGUGUUGCAGGCUCGAGUUCACCGACAACAUAAACGUCUGUAACUUGGACGUUGAGAACGUGAAAAUUAUAGUAAAGAAAAUUUACUAAAAUGCUGUCGUUGAAUUCGAAGGUCGUAGCACACAUGGACGGCACAGCAUUGCGUAGCUCCAACCCAGCGAUUAACUUGACACUGGAUUAUUCUCUUAGAACUUAUCUAAUUUAAAACAUUUUAUAACAUCAAUAAAAAGUAACAAACAGAGGGGUGACAGCGAGCUUGCAGCUACCGAACAACAGCUGCGCCGUGCCGUGACGUUCAUGUGCGCCAUGACCUUAGAAUCACAUCUUCUAUGCUAUGUGUACUUGUAUGUGACGUGUCAUAGCAUAUGGCUGUCUAUGUGCGGUUCUGCGUUUGCACAUCUCGAAUUCUCGAAUAUUUUCAUAAAACUCAUACUUCUUGGUGAAGGCGCAGACAUUUUAUGCUUUAUGGUGUGCAAUCGAAUUUCAAAUCUCUUAAAAUUUAUCGAAUUUUAUAUUUAAAUAGCAGUUUUGUCAUUCACAGGGUGCAUGCCAGGUACAUUCCUUGUAGUGUGGAUGUCGGAUCUAUUUAGUGAGAUUUCUGAACUAUUUACAUUUACCUGUCCACUUUCAAAUCUAUACAAUUUUUGUAAGACUGUAUUUAUUGAUUUAGUGGUGAUUGAUAUUUUAAUUAGACUUGUUUGAUAGGAAUUAUUUGUUAAGAUGAUGCCUAAACUUCUUAUGAUGAAGAACAAAGAUAUUAAGGAACAUACCAAUAUUAUGAAUUUUAGAUUUCGGGUACUUCUUAUGUAUUAAUUCUUCUUAUAAAUUGCAACGUAUUUUGUCCUCACAACUCAAGUUUAUAGAUACACUAAUAUUUAAGUUUUUUCUCUUAUCACAUAUUUAAGCUCUUAACAAACAGCAACAAUAGGUAGGUCCAUACUAAUACUAAUGUACUCCCACACUUUGAUAUUAUUAUCUUUAAUUCUAUUUAAAAAUGCCUCUAUCGCAUUUGUGUAAGUGAUUUUAAGUAUUUUACAAUACGUAUAAGGUGCCGUAAUCUUCUUCACACAAGGUAUAUUUAUGUAUUAUUUAAUAUGAGUAUAUAUUCAGCAUUUCUGCUAUCGAAUGUACUUACUCUACAAAUGAUUUAGCCUGUAAAUAAGUCACAAUUGAUAUUUCAACUGUUAUACACAAAAUGUAAAUAGUAAUAAAUUAAAUUGGUGUUGUAUUUUAUGAGUAAUGUUUGUUCGCAUAGAUCGGUGGAAUUGUAAUGCGCGGCAGCUGCGCCCACGCAACUAUGUCGAAACUUACGUAUAAAGUGACAAAGGUAUGACUAUAAGUAUUGUCUUUGAACACAGGAAAUAUAAUUGUCUAUUCUUAGGAAGUUUAUUAUUUGUUGAGAAUAAAUGUUAGAGUUAAAUUGUAACAUUUUAUUGUUGUUGUUUUUGUAAUAUUUACUAUUAAAUAUAUUUUAUGUGAUUA